Microthlaspi erraticum is the source of this 546-nucleotide messenger RNA. The record is from the annotation of a GenBank genome assembly. NCBI's taxonomy places the organism in Eukaryota, Viridiplantae, Streptophyta, Magnoliopsida, Brassicales, Brassicaceae.
AUGGGUCUUAACUUCACAAAGUUGUUCAGCCGGCUUUUUGCCAAGAAAGAAAUGAGGAUUCUGAUGGUAGGUCUCGAUGCUGCUGGUAAGACCACUAUCCUCUACAAGCUGAAGCUUGGCGAGAUUGUCACCACCAUCCCUACCAUUGGAUUCAAUGUGGAGACUGUUGAAUACAAGAACAUCAGCUUCACUGUUUGGGAUGUGGGGGGUCAGGACAAGAUUCGUCCCCUGUGGAGGCACUACUUCCAGAACACUCAAGGUCUUAUAUUCGUUGUUGAUAGCAACGACAGGGACCGAGUUGUGGAGGCGAGGGAUGAGUUACAUCGCAUGUUGAAUGAGGAUGAACUGAGGGAUGCUGUCCUUCUUGUGUUUGCAAACAAACAAGAUCUUCCCAACGCAAUGAAUGCUGCUGAAAUAACUGACAAGCUUGGCCUUCACUCUCUUCGCCAACGCCAUUGGUACAUUCAAAGCACCUGUGCCACAUCUGGGGAAGGUCUCUAUGAAGGCCUUGACUGGCUCUCCAACAACAUCGCUAGCAAGGCAUGA